AGGUCCUGCUGUAGACUUGUAUCUGUGAACCCUGCUUGCUGGUGCAAUGCAGAUGUCAGCUCGACAUCUCUACCUUUUUGUUCUGAAUGGGAAGAUAAAGACUAUCGGUGGCACUGCUUUCCUUUGUGACAGUAAAUUGUGUUGCAAGCUACAGCAACGACAUCAAAAGUCAUGGAGGGAGAUACUGGGAUGUACAUAUUUUCUUAAAAGUUCAAAACCAUGGAAAACUGUGGGAAAUUGUUCAAAAUAUACUCUGAUAAGGAGCUACAGCACUACUCCUGUACGGUAUUAUCUCACCCCUCCACAAGUCAACAGUAUUCUGAGAGCGAAUGAAUACAACUAUAAAGUCCCUGAAUUUGAUGGGAAGAAUGUCAGUUCUGUGCUGGGAUUUGAUAGCAAUCAGUUGCCUGCAAAUACACCAAUUGAAGACCGGAGGAGUGCUGCUACAUGUCUGCAAACUGGAGGAAUGCUAACUGGUGUGUUUGAUGGCCAUGCAGGCAGCGCUUGUGCUCAAGCUGUUAGUGAAAGGCUUUUUUACUACAUUGCAGUGUCACUACUUCCCCUUGAGACACUAUUAGAGAUUGAAAAUGCAGUGGAAAAUGGUAGACCUGUACUGCCAAUUUUACAGUGGCACAAGCACCCAAAUGACUAUUUUAGUAAGGAAGCAUCCAAGUUAUAUUUUAAUAGUUUGCGGACAUACUGGCAGGAGUUAAUUGACUUGAACACUGGUGAAACGCCAAACAUUAAAGAUGCUUUAAUUGGUGCAUUCAAAAGGCUUGAUAAUGACUUAAGUUUAGAAGCUCAAGCAGGUGACCCUAAUUCUUUUGUAAACUACUGGGUGCUGCGAGUUGCAUUCUCUGGUGCAACCUCUUGUGUUGCACAUAUUGAUGGUGUGGAUUUGCAUGUUGCUAAUGCUGGUGACAGUAGGGCAGUACUUGGUGUCCAAGAAGAAGAUGGCUCUUGGACUGCAGUAACUUUGUCUAAUGAUCAUAACGCACUGAAUGAAAAUGAAGUCAAAAGAGUUGUAUCUGAGCAUCCAAAGUCUGAGGAGAAGACUGUUGUUAAACAAGACCGGUUGCUUGGGUUACUUAUGCCCUUUAGGGCUUUUGGAGAUGUGAAGUUCAAGUGGUGCAUUGAACUUCAGAAGCGAGUGCUCGAGUCUGGCCCUGACCAGCUAAAUGAGAAUGAGUACACAAAAUUCAUCCCACCAAACUAUCACACUCCACCAUACCUUACAGCGACACCUGAAAUCACAUACCACAGACUGAGGCCACAGGACAAAUUCUUGGUUUUGGCCACAGAUGGCCUUUGGGAAACUUUGCACAGGCAAGAAGUGGUUAGAAUUGUGGGGGAGCACUUGACUGGCAUGCAUCUACAUCAGCCAGUAAAUGUAGGUGGUUACAGGGUGUCUCUAGGACAAAUGCAUUGUCUUUUGAUGGACAGGCAGGCUAGGUCUGCAUCUUUUUUUGAAGAUCAGAAUGCUGCAACUCGACUAAUAAGGCAUUCAGUAGGAAAUGGCGAUUUUGGAGCGGUUGACCAAGAGCGUCUUUCAAAGAUGCUUAGCCUUCCUGAAGAGCUUGCCAGAAUGUACCGGGACGAUAUAACAAUUAAUGUCAUACAGUUUAAUUCUCAUGUAAUAGCUGCAUACCAUAGAAUGGGUUCAGGAGAUAGUGAUGCACAGUAAUAUUAAGAUGAGUGUUUGUGCAUUGUCGUAAAUCAUGGAUAGAUCGGCUGUGAAGAACCUGAGACUGUGUAGUGCAGUCAUAGAACUGACAUGUGGUGCUACUAUUAAUCCCUUAACAUGAGUCCAGAACUACAUCCUGUUCCAUUUGCACCUUUGUGCUCAGUUGCUAAAAAUCAAAUCUCUGCUUUUCUUGUCACCUAGAUUGCAUUCCUGUCUCUAAAUUGGUUAAUGGCAUUAAUCCAGUCCAGAACUACUUUUUUUUUUUUUUUUUUCCUUAUUCUUUUUUGGGAGGUGCCUUGUUAAAGUAAGCAGAAAUGUUAAAUCCUAUUUAGUUUCAGCUUGCUUUUUAUGUUACAGUCCGUGUGAAUUUUGAAAAUGUAAAAUGCUGAGUAAAGGUUUUUUUCAGUGUGGUAGAGUGACAGCAAGCAUACUGCCAUUCCUGUGCACAUGGCCACUUUUAUCCCUUGUGUUUUUUUUUUAAUUUUUAAUGAGUGAACUUCAGUGUGCUAGGCUCCAUGAUUGGGUGAUUACAGACCUGCUUUAGUUGACUUUGGGUAGCAGCCCAGGUACUAGAAGAGCCAUUAGGCAAGGGGAAGGUGUGAAAAUGUCUAAUCGUCUUGUCUGUUCCAGGUGGGAGGGGUGAGGGGGGGGCAUGUCCCAAUGUGCUCAUCAUAUUAAUGAAUCUCAGGUAAAAGCUAGGGAUGUAGUGAAAGCUAUUCUGACAGAGGGAGGGUGUGAAUGCUUUAGGGGCUGUACCACAUGUGGAAGUGGCUGGCAUUCCCAUGCUGUACCCAUUAGAUUCCCCUAACUUGAGAGCACAUGUGAAUUGCUGGGGUAUAACACAAAAAAUCCCUAAUAACUGCUUGGAUGGUAGCUGUGCUAUGAUUGGUGCUAGUCUGGUAGGGACCACACGUGGAAGUGGCUGGCAUUCCCAUGCUGUACCCAUUAGAUUCCUCUAACUUGAGAGCACAUGUGAAUUGCUGGGAUAUAACACAAAAAAUCCCUAAUAACUGCUUGGAUGGUAGCUGUGCUAUGAUUGGCGCUAGUCUGGUAGGGAACAAAUGUCCAGAACCAUUGUGACCCGCCAGGUGGUUGCAUGGUGGGGGAAGAGGACAAAAAAGGUGAACUUUUAAAUACUAGAAUGUAUUUAAAUCUUUAAGAAUUAGCAGAGUAUUGGGAAUGUAACAUUGUUGAUGGUUUGGGUUUAAACUGUUGAUAAAAAGAUGUGUAGAGCAUUUCAAGCUCUUCCUACUGGCACAGUAUUGGCAAGUUCAUGUUUGAGCUUACCCCCUUUGGGAAGGAAAAUAUGAAUGGAGUUGCAAAAAAAAAAAAGGAUUGGGAGGUAUAGAAAACUGGGUGAAUUUUUAUACAAGUUACAUUUCUAAGGACUGUAUCUGGAAAAGCCCUUUGUGCGCAGGUGACACUUUUCAGGGGAGACCUGAAUUGCAUCUGAGAGACUAGGUUCAGGUAGCAUGUAAGAUUGACACAUGACCCAUCCCAUUACUUUGAGAUGUACUGUGCAGAGUGGAGAUGGGACACCUAUGUGUCUGAGUCGUUAUAGUAUAAUUGUCAACAGCAUUCUACUUUUGCAUUUUGAGGCUGUAUCAGAACUCCAUGUGAAUACUGCCUUUCCGUUCCCUUACAUGUACACUUGUCAUAGUAAUUUCCUGUGGUUGGAAACUACAGCUGUUCUACCUUAUCUUUUAAUUCUGUAGCUCUUUUUAAACCUUCAGUUUCUAACUGAAUUGGGAUAGUCAGGGUGCUGAUCUGCAUGCAUUCGAGUGGAAUUCUAACACACAUGCAUACCAUGCUGGUAGUGUGUAGAUACCCAUUUGCAUUGACAGAAAGUGACAUUUGUGACGAGUGCUUUGUGCCACUUAUUAACAAAUAAUUUCCAUAGUUGCAAGUGUCAUGCACAACCGCUUUUUUUUUUUUUUUUUUUUUUUUUUUCCUUCUUCAUUGACAAAUUUUAAAUGCAAUGCUAUACUGCUGCUUCCAGAUUUUCUUCUGGAAUCCUUUUUCUUAUGUCAUGUGUGUGACAAUACGUGACAUGCUGAUAUAUUUUGUGUAUGUAAUAUACUUCUGUCAGUAUUUGUGUCUUGUAUGUCAUUUCAUGUUUUUUGUUUCUAUCCCCCUGUUCUUUAUCAGUGCAGUACAAUUGAUACCUAUAGUACAAAGUCUGAAGAGCAGUGUAUAGGUAGUUUAAUAGCUAAUGUUCAUACACUCAUUGGUUAUUUUAAAGCCAUGUAGCUCUGUUGCCAUGCCUUCCAUGUAGCCAGUGUUUAAGCUACCUGGAAAUUGAAGCACUUACUGCUCGGGUACAUAGUUUUUCAAGUGGGUGUUUAAAAAGUAGGCUGCUGUUUUUAAAUGUGUAAUGUAUUUGUUUCUACAUGUUUCUGUUCUCCAGGCAGAUUCUAACACUGGUGUAUAACCAUGAACGAUACGGCUUUUAAUAUUUUGAUGCACUGUCCUAAAGGUGUUUUAAAGUGGUCUUUUGGCACAGCAGCAAACCUGAUGUAUAAAGGACAGCUGUUUACUACAAAGAGUUGUGCUGUAAACUGUGGUUUCUCUCAGUUUGGUAGUUGAGGAAUUAUUUUGGCAUUUUUGCUUUAGUAGGGUGUAAUAAAAUGAAGCUGCUGAGGAAAGCAUGUACUGCUUGCAGUGAUUGUCACAUACUCUGAUCUUUUGUUUCUUUGCUGGAUGACUCCAUGCUUUAAUGUUUAAGGAAAACUGUCCAUGUAAGAACAGUAGGAAUGCCUGAGAUCUGGGUUGGUAAAAGAUCCAUUUUCUUUUAUUGAACCCUUUUUUCAAAUGAAGCACAUUUCUGUUGUGUUUGCUGCUUUGGUGUCCAGGCAGUCUUUGGAGUUUACCCCAAUUUUGUUACAGAAAAAAGUGCUACGUCAUCCCUGCCUCACUGUGUUAGAGGCUUAGAACUUGUAUUUGUUUACUUAAAAAUAGCUGGUAGCUGUUUGCAUCCUUAAAAAUACAAAAAGAAACACAUAUGAAUUCAUUAAUGGGGAAGAGGAGUGUUAAAUGCUGAUAAUCCACCCGGUUGUCCAAAGCUUUUCUUCAAAGCACAGUUUUAUAUAUGUUAUAGGGGAUACUGAAUAGGAAUUUUGAGGAGGUAAUAGUAGCACUACUUUUGCAGUGCCAGCCAAUUUAAUCCCAGGAUUCAGUAUUGUAAGAUCCACUAAAGUAAGUUACAGGUGAAUGUCCUUGUUAUGGCAGUUUCAUGGUGCCAUACUAAACAUGAGCCUAGAAGUACAGGUUGAGUAGUGACAGAAGCCUGGUACAGUUUGUCCAUUCUGUGCAGUCCAUCCAUAGUCUAGUAUUGUUCUAGGAAGUGAAUUUCUUCUAAAAAUCAUAUUAAAGAAAUGAAUUCAA
Molecule: messenger RNA, 5068 nt
Organism: Protopterus annectens (West African lungfish)
Lineage: Eukaryota; Metazoa; Chordata; Ceratodontiformes; Protopteridae
Gene: PDP1
Product: pyruvate dehydrogenase phosphatase catalytic subunit 1
Exons: 1
Coding region: 47-1684 (545 amino acids)
Biological process (GO): protein dephosphorylation
Molecular function (GO): protein serine/threonine phosphatase activity
Source: RefSeq, a predicted model, not a curated record